Seminavis robusta is the source of this 3477-nucleotide messenger RNA. The record is from the annotation of a GenBank genome assembly. NCBI's taxonomy places the organism in Eukaryota, Bacillariophyta, Bacillariophyceae, Naviculales, Naviculaceae.
AUGUUAUCGCUCAGGCAAUCCAUUCGUCGUAGAAUUCGAUUUCCUGCUGUCAGCUGUGCUACCCCCGGCAAUCCAUCUGUACAUUUCGGCUUUGGAUGCCACUACUACCGUCCAUCAUUGGUGGCGACGGUUGAUCCUACCAGUGGUCUUCAUCAUGAACAAUUCUUGGGUAGCCGCUACUUUGCCUCAUCGGCAAGACCUCAAACCUUGGAGGAUCGAUCCAAUGAUAAUACCCGUCAGCAAAACGAGGGCCUUUCCAUUGAGGAACAGUACAGCCGCAAGACACCAUUGGAACAUGUCCUCUUGAGGCCGGGCAUGUACGUGGGAGCCUGUGAACGCCUUCCUCCAAAUACCUGUUGGGUAUUAUCCGAGCCAUUUCCGCUACCAGGUGUGCAACCUGAUAAUCCAGGCACAACUACUGGUAUCACUAAUCCAACAACCACCAAUGACGACGGCCUUCGGAUGGUCCAAAAGGAAUAUGGUACUGUGCCGGCACUCAUCAAACUAUUUGACGAAAUUCUCGUCAAUGCAUCCGAUAAUCGACUCCGAGAUCCACAGAAUUGCACUCGACUCGAUAUCACCAUUGAUCCGGGGUCAUCUGCUGCUCCUCACGACGAUACCGGUACUGUUCAAACCGUGAGAAUCAAUCCACCCAAAAUCCAAGUAUACAACAAUGGCAAAGGCAUUCCCAUUCAAAUACACAAGGAAGAAAACAUGUACGUUCCCGAACUCAUCUUUGGAAACCUCAUGAGUGGAAGCAACUUUGUCGAAUCGGAAAAGAGACUCACUGGAGGCAAGAAUGGCUUUGGAGCCAAGUUGACCAACAUCUUUUCCAAGUCCUUCACCGUCGAGACACUUGAUUCUCAGACACAACAACGAUACACACAAACGUGGUAUAACAACAUGACCGAAUGCGGUCAACCGGUAAUUGAGCAUGCCAGUGAUGAGGGACAAGAAGAUUACACCUGCAUUACCUUUGAACCCGAUAUCCCUCGAUUGACGGGCAACCCACACCAACAUGUGAUUCGUCCCGAAGAUUAUCACAUCAUGUGUCGACGAGUGGUGGAUAUUGCGGGAUGUCAUGAUGGUUUGCACGUUACCUUGAAUGGGCGAGACGUGGCGGUCACCUCCUUUGACCAAUACAGUCAACUGUAUCGUAGCGAUGCGGCUCCACCCAUGUGCUUUGAGGCCGUCAAUCCACGAUGGCACGUUGGUGUGGGAUUGUCCGAAACGGGAAGCUUCGAAUCGGUCUCGUUUGUCAAUGGCAUGUCCACGCAUCGAGGUGGGACGCAUGUCAAUGCCAUUGCCAAUCAAAUCAUUAAACGAAUUCAAGACGAACUCGACAAAAAGUAUGAUGCCGAUUUGGUGGCCGCCACGAGUCCCAGUCUGAUUCGACGUAGUUUGUUCCUGUCGGUUCGAUCUUUGAUUGAAAACCCAGACUUUGAUUCGCAAAUGAAAGAAUACCUCACGUCCAGUCCGGACAAGUUCGGGAGCUCCUGUCUUUUGAGCAAACAGUUUCUCAACACGCAACUGGUAAAACCACUCGAAGACGGUGGACCGGGGAUAAUAGAGGAAGUUGUCAAUGUGGCCAAGGGUCGUCAACAGGCACAGCUCCUCAAAGAAGUGGGAGGGAAAAAGACCAGGCGACAAUUGCUUUCGAUUCCCAAGCUAGAGGAUGCACACAAGGCGGGGUCUCACGAUGCCGGGAAGGAUUGUACGCUGAUACUGACAGAAGGAGAUUCCGCCAAAGCAUUGGCAGUUGCUGGCUUCGAAGUGGUUGGUCGUAGCCACUUUGGAGUGUUUCCUCUUCGAGGAAAGUUCUUGAAUGUACGUGACGCGAAACUGUCACAACUCACAACGAAUGCCGAGGUGAAGGCGUUGGUGGCAAUUCUUGGUUUGGAUUUUGAUAAGGAGUAUGACACAAUCGAAGAGAGAGCAGAGCUCCGAUAUGGACACGUCAUGCUUAUGACAGAUCAAGAUACCGAUGGUUCCCAUAUCAAAGGACUUGUCAUCAACUUUUUUAGAUACUUUUGGCCAAAGCUCUUGAAACCACCCGUGGACCGUCCCACGGACGCUAGCGACAAGACAUUUCUGUCAUCCUUUAUUACACCGUUGCUAAAAGCUACAAAGAAGGGAAAGCGGAAAGAAGUUUUACCUUUCUAUUCGAUGGCCGAAUACGACAAGUGGCGGAACUCAUUGUCGGAAUCGGAAUUCAAGACUUGGAACGUAAAGUACUUCAAAGGUCUUGGAACUUCAACGGCAAGCGAAGCGAAGGAAUACUUCACAGCGUACAAAGAUCACUUUCGACCGUUUCACUGGCAUUCGGACAGCGACGGGGCGAUGCUGGACAUGGUUUUUGAUAAGAGUGGCGCGGCAGAACGUCGGGACUGGAUCAAUGAAACCUACGACCCGCAGAGCACGGUCGUCGUUUCUCCGGAGGCUGGGAACGCCGUCUCCUACGAAGACUUUGUCAACAAGGAAAUGAUCCACUUUUCCAAUGCCGACAAUGUUCGUAGCUUGCCCAGCGUGAUUGACGGAUUAAAGCCGUCGCAAAGAAAGGUUCUCUAUGCAGCUUUCAAACGAAAGCUCAAGAAUGAGAUCAAAGUGGCGCAACUUAGUGGAUACUGCGCAGAACAUACAGCAUACCAUCAUGGGGAAGCGUCUUUGCAGUCAACAAUCACUGGCCUUGCGCAAGACUUUGUCGGCUCUAAUAAUAUCAAUCUAUUACAGCCAUCGGGGCAGUUCGGGACUCGCUUGACCGGUGGUAAGGAUGCAGCAUCACCAAGGUACAUCUUCACUUGCCUGAGCGAAAUCGCUAGGUACCUCUUCCCCGAGGAAGACGACGUAUUGCUUCGGUACCUGGAAGAUGACGGACAAAUGAUUGAGCCACAAUUCUAUUGCCCCAUCCUGCCAAUGUUGCUCGUUAAUGGAAGCCAAGGGAUUGGAACUGGAUGGAGCACCCAGAUUCCAUCUUUUGAUCCUGCUGAUGUGUUAGAAUAUAUCAGGGCAAGACUCGACGGCUUGGAUGAUCUUCCAGCUAUCAGACCAUAUGCCAAAGGUUUCGAGGGAAGGAUCGAACCUUUGAGUGAUGGCCGGGGUUUUGCAACUUACGGGCGAGCGAAGAAGGCAUCGGCAUCUUCUAUCUUGAUUGAUGAGCUACCACUGAAAUGCUGGACUAGCCAAUACAAGCGGAGACUUAUUAAGAUGCGCAACCGAGGCGAGAUCGGCAGCUUUGUAGAGAACCACACAACAACUAAAGUCUCUUUCAAGGUGAAGAUGAAGCCGACAAAGUUGGAACGAUUGAUGAAAAAUAGUGGGGGGCUGGAAACUGCGUUCAAGCUAAAGGCCAACCUGGCCACGACCAACAUGAAUGCAUUUGAUGCAACGGGCGCCAUCAGAAAGUUCGAGUCUGCAGAAGAAAUAGCAGAAUGCUACUUCCCGGCAGUCGAAAGAGGUCGUGAUAGAGCAGAUACGUAA